AUGGGGAAAUCGAAAAAAGGAGAAGAAGUUGAUGCGAAAUGUUCUAUUGAGGAUGAUAUUCCUUUGACAACGACUUUAUUGAACUUAAGAAACAAAAAGAAGAAAGAGAAAGAAAUUACACCAACAAUUGAUGCGGAUUUGUUGGAAGAUAUCAACAAAGAAAUUUCAGAAACGGAAGAAGAAGAAGAGAGCGAACUUUCCAAACAAAGGAAAGCAUUGCAAGAACAACAGAAGAUGGUGCAAGCACUUCAGGAAAAGCUGCUACAACAGGAAAAGCAGCUGGAUCUGAUUGAACAAAAAAAGAAGGGUGGAGAAGGACAAAAAAAUUCCAGCAAAGAUCCUGAAAAGCAGGAAGAAACUGAAAAGAAAGAGCAUGAAGUAAAAGUGCAUGAAGAAGUGAAAGAACCUGAAAAAGAGGAGGCUGAGGUAAAAGUUCCAGAAGAGCUGGAUGAACCAGAAAGAAAAGAAAAGAAAACGAACUUAAAAAUUACUUUGAGAAAGAAAAAAGACGGAGAAGAAGCUGGUGAGGAACCUGAAAAAGCAAAGGGGAAGUCUAGGAAAUCAAUACCAAACAGGAAAAGGACAAGAAGUCAAUUGCUGAAAGAAGAAUUUCCCGAUCUUAUAAAAGAGGUAAAGCAGGAAUUGGAAGAGGCACAUAAGAAGAAGAGCUUGUUGCCUGCUGAGAAAAUUUCAACAAAAAAAGUUGCACCAAAUGCUAAGAAGGGGAAUGGAGUUACUUUGAAAAAGACUACAGCACUUAAGAGGGGUAGCAAAGUUAAUCAGAUAGUUGUGAGGGAGGUUUAUGAAGACGAGGAAGAUGAAGAAGGAGGUGAAGAAGAAGGUGAAGAAGUAGAAGAGGAAAGUGAACCCUUAAUGAAGAAGGGGAAAAAAGUAGUUGAGAAGAGAGCAACAAGAAGUAAACAAAUUGUUGUUUCUGAUGAGGUCAUGGAGGUGGUGGAUGAUGAGAAACCAAAAUCUUUGGUUGUUGCCAAACCAAAACCUGAAGAAAGGAAACUAAAUCUAAGGCAAACUCCGCAAUUGAUGAUGCGAUUCUUGAGGGGAAUUGCAUCUAAUGAACCACAUGAUAUAAGAAAACAACAAGCCAUCGUGGAGUUAGGCUUUGGAUCUCUUCUGCAACUUGACAUCCCACAAAACGAAAAUCCAUUCCCGUACGAGUUGGUUAGGAAUUUCAACUCGUCCGACCGGUCCUUGCAUCUACCAAAGUCUUCCCUUGAUAUUACUGUAGAGGAUGUAUACCUGGUGUACGGUAUACCUAUUGGAGGAGCUCCGGUCGUGGAAUGGACGGAUGAACAAGAUCCUGAAGUGUUGAGGGUUUUUGCUGAAUUUUGGGCAUACUGGCAAGUGAAGUCUGGAUGCCCAAAAUUGAAAGAAAUGGUUGAAAAACUGAUCAAAGAUGAGACUCCAGUUGAUGAUAACUGGAAGAGAUCUUUCCUAGUGGUUGCAGUUAACACCUGCAUUAAAUCCACUACUAAUUUAUCGCCAAACUUCAGAUUCCUAGCAAGCACUGUUGACUUGGAGCAAGUGAGGAAUCUAAAUUGGUGCGAGUAUGCAUACACCAGCCUUCUUGGGGCAGCUAUGUACUAGAAUGUGGACCGUAGCAGAUGGUUUGCUGGUCCACUACCAUUUCUAAUGGUAUGUUAUUUCGAUCGGGUGCAGAUCAUGGAAGAGUACCCUCCAAGGAACUUCCCCCUAAUUUCUUGCUGGACAAGAGAUAUGAUAAGCAGCAGGGUACGCAAUGACAAUGCUACAGGCUUCGGACAUGGCUUGAUUCUGGACAGAAUUCAAGGUCCACCUGAGCUACAACUGUACAGGGAGGCAAUGGAGCUGCUCAAACAGCAAAAAGCACUCAGUGAACAACCACCACCACUUCUUCUUCAACACCCACAACAACAACAGCAGCAACAUGAUGAACAACCAUCGCAGCAACCACUGCAGCAACCACAACAGCAACAUCAACACCAAGAGCCUAACUGGUCCACAAAUGAUGUGUCCAGAGAACAUCAAGGUGCACCAGUGACUCAACUCGGGGAUGACAAAGAUUUGCCAGAGCAACAGGCAGACCCCAGUGAGAAAGCAAAAGUCCCUUCUACAAUUGAGGAAUUCCAUGCUGAAUUCACUAAAACCACUACUGAACUCAGUAGUGUCAUGAACAAGUUCAACGACUUAUUGUCGUUGUCCAGAAAGUUCUUUGACACUACUAUUGAUGUCAAAAAAAGUCUGCCAUUCAAUAUGGCAAAAAUGAUCCAGAUCAAAGUGUCAAGAGUAACUUGAAGUUCUAUUUCUCUACAAUCCCUUUCAAUAUGCUCUGCCAGAAUGAACCGUAUGGUGGAUCACAGGAUAGUCAAGCAACCGAAAGCAAACGCUUAGAAAAUUUUAUUUUAAGUGUACGCCAUGAGUAUGAAACUGCUGGUGUGAAGUCUUUGAAGGGAUUCCAUCUGUUGUUCUUUCCAGUCUGGUCUGGUGAUCAUUUUUAUCUCAUUGUAAUCAACCAAAAGGCGAAGAAGGUGGAGAUCAUUGACAAUCUCUCCUUACCUGAAGGAAUUACAUAUGAUGAUAAAUAUAAAACAUUUGCAGAAAGAACUUUUGAAGCAUGGACAAUAUUUUCUGAACAAGAAGGACAUCCUUUGCGGAAGGCACAGAUUUCAGCAUAUGAAAUUGUGUUGCUUGAAAUGCCAUGGAAGAACAGAACAAACAAGACUGAUUGUGGGGUAUAUGCAAUGAGGCAUAUGGAGACCUACAAAGGCAACCAGACUUGGAAUUGUGGCUUCAAAAACACAGAUGAAGAUAAAGACUUUAUUUGCAGGCUGAGAAUGCGGUACGGUACUGAAAUCUUAUUAUCCGUUCUGAACAAAAGGCAUGAGCUAAUGUAUCUGGCAUUGAAGAGAGCUAAUCAAGUUGAAUAGUUGGUUGUUUUCAUGAAGGCAGAAUAAUAUUUACCUUUUAUUAGAAGUAUGCUUUAAAAAACAAUGGUAUAUUUUGUAGAUAUGGUUAUUGCUGGAGUUAUGGGUUGUUCUUUUAAACAUGUGUGGUGUUCUUUUGGAAAC
This is a messenger RNA of Spinacia oleracea (spinach), 3065 nucleotides long. RefSeq lists its product as uncharacterized. NCBI's taxonomy places the organism in Eukaryota, Viridiplantae, Streptophyta, Magnoliopsida, Caryophyllales, Amaranthaceae. The transcript has 14 exons. The coding region runs from base 1 to 1605 and encodes 534 amino acids. The record is from RefSeq and is a predicted model, not a curated record.